GGACGUCAGAGUGGAGAGCGGAAGGUCAGGGAGGCUCAGAGCGGAAGUGAGACUAGGGAGCCUGUCCGCCAUUGUGGACCCGAGAAGCGGAGAGCGAGAGGGGAGGAGAGCGUGCAAGCGAAAGAGACGGGCCCCUUCCACCGACUCCCGAGCGCGAGGCCCUCUUUCUGGCUUCUUAGCGAGCGGCGGCGGCGGCUGGAAGAGUCUCUCGGCCGAGGGCGGCAGCCAACUGCUGUGAGUGCACGGGGAGAGGCCCAGGCGGCGGCGGCGGCGGCGGCGGUAGCAGCAGCAGCUCUCGGGUUGCGGUGAAGAAUGUCAGCCACUAGCGUGGAUCAGAGACCUAAAGGGCAAGGAAAUAAAGGUGGGAAAACAUGAUGCACAGAUCUGUUGACUUUCCUAACUUGAUGUAGUCAGGACCAGAGCAAAGAAUCACCUGGCUCCUAAGGCCCAUGUUCUAUCUUGAUUUGACUCUGCUUCAUAGAGCAGAGGAAACAGGCGAAGAAUCAUUUUCAGUACAAAACGGUUCGAUUCAUCAAAAAGAUGCUGUAAAUGAUGAUGAUUUUGAGCCAUACUUGAGUAGCCAGACAAAUCAGGGGCUUAGAAGAUUGGUUUUUUGGCAUUCCACAGAGAUGCUUCAGAAUAACAGCUAUCCACCAAUGUCAGAUCCAUACAUGCCUAGUUACUAUGCUCCGUCCAUUGGAUUUCCGUACUCUCUUGGGGAAGCAGCAUGGUCCACAGCUGGAGACCAACCUAUGCCAUAUCUGACAACCUAUGGACAAAUGAGUAAUGGAGAACAUCAUUAUAUACCAGAUGGUGUGUUUAGUCAACCUGGGGCAUUAGGAAAUACCCCUCCAUUUCUUGGUCAACAUGGAUUUAACUUUUUUCCUGGUAAUGCUGAUUUCUCUACAUGGGGGACAAGUGGAUCUCAGGGACAAUCCACACAAAGCUCUGCUUACAGUAGCAGUUACGGCUAUCCACCGAGUUCUCUUGGGAGAGCUAUUACUGAUGGACCGGCUGGGUUUGGCAGUGAUACCUUAAGUAAGGUGCCUGGCAUUAGCAGUAUUGAGCAAGGCAUGACCGGACUGAAAAUUGGUGGUGACCUGACAGCCGCAGUGACAAAAACUGUAGGAACAGCUUUGAGCAGCAGUGGUAUGACUAGCAUUGCCGCCAAUAGUGUGCCCCCCGUUAGCAGCGCGGCGCCUAAGCCAACCUCCUGGGCUGCCAUUGCCAGAAAGCCUGCCAAACCUCAACCGAAACUCAAACCCAAGGGCAGCGUGGGGAUUGGGGGCUCUGCCGUGCCACCACCUCCUAUAAAACACAACAUGAACAUUGGAACUUGGGAUGAGAAGGGGUCAGUGGUAAAGGCUCCAGCAGCCCAGCCAGUUCUGCCUCCUCAGACUCUAGUGCAGCAGCCUCAGCCGUUAAUUCAGCCGCCACCGUUGGUGCAAGGCCAGCUGCCCCCGCCGCCGCCGCAGCCGCAGCCGGGAGCGCAGCCGCAGGCCCAGCCUCACCAGCCGCAGCCGCAGCCGCAGCCGCUGCAGAACCGCUGGCUGGCUCCUCGGAACAGGGGGGCGGGCUUCCACCAGAACAGUGGCGGGGGAGGUGAGAACUUUGGUUUAGGUGUUGUUGCUGCCAGUGCUUCGCCCGCCAGCGUAGAAGUGCACCCAGUGCUGGAAAAGCUAAAGGCCAUAAACAACUACAAUCCCAAAGACUUUGACUGGAACCUGAAGAACGGACGGGUGUUUAUAAUUAAAAGCUACUCUGAGGAUGACAUACACCGUUCCAUUAAGUACUCUAUCUGGUGUAGUACUGAGCACGGUAACAAGCGUUUGGAUGCCGCGUACCGUUCCCUGAAUGGGAAGGGCCCGCUCUAUUUGCUCUUCAGCGUGAAUGGCAGUGGACAUUUUUGCGGCGUGGCCGAGAUGAAGUCUGUUGUGGACUACAACGCGUAUGCCGGUGUCUGGUCUCAGGACAAGUGGAAGGGCAAAUUUGAAGUUAAGUGGAUCUUUGUCAAAGAUGUUCCCAAUAACCAGUUACGGCACAUUCGCUUAGAAAAUAAUGACAACAAGCCAGUUACCAAUUCAAGGGACACCCAAGAGGUACCCCUAGAAAAAGCUAAGCAAGUGCUCAAAAUAAUUGCUACUUUCAAGCACACCACCUCAAUCUUUGAUGACUUUGCACAUUAUGAAAAGCGUCAAGAAGAGGAGGAAGCCAUGCGUAGGGAGAGAAAUAGAAACAAACAAUAACCAUAUGAAGAUGUCCUGUUAGAAUUACAACACUAAUGAUGUAGACUCUGGAAAUGCCUAAUAAGUCAAAGAAGACGUUAUUAAAGCUUUUUUCUGCUUAAGGUGACAUCUUUGAACUCUAACACAGAACUGACUCUUCUUGUAAUGGUUUUCAUCAGCGCAUCUGCCCUUAUACUCUCACCAAACACACUUGAGAACUGUAACUUCGUCAAGCACUUUCUGUCCUGAAGCUUUUACCAGUAUCUGCUGUCUUUUGUAAUUAUGCAUCCUAGCUAAGGCACAGAAGACUGAAUGAAUGCAAGGAUUCAUUAACUCUUUGAAUUUGUUAAAUACUAACAGUUAACCAUUAGAAGUGGUUCAAUGAUGUAAGAGUCACACUGCUUCAACUUUUUCUUUGUUGUAGUUUUUAAAUUGUCAAUUUUUAGCUCUUUGACAGAUUAAAAGCAAAAUAAUCAUGCCAUAUUUAGUCCUGGAGUUCAAGUCUAAAUGUUUAUGUGAAAAUUAUUGUAGUAAACUUUUAAUAUGGCAAAGCAACCUUAUGCUCUAUUUUAGCCAAAUGAAACAUAAUCUGAGAUUAUAUUAGAACAUUUCCCUUGUCUUCAAACUGUUUGGUGUAACAGAAUAUUGAUAUGCAGCUUGGUGGAUUUCACCAGUUAAUGCACAUUCUUCUCCCCUCCUUCCCCCAAUAAUAUGUAUACUGAAAAAUGUGCAUUUGUCUGAGGAAUUAUUUUGUUUGCUACCACUUAAUGAAUCUCAAAAUUUUGAGUAAUGUACCUCAGUCUAAUCAGACUUUUUAUGACCUUUAUAACUACAUUUAAAACCCUUACUUCCUAUUUCUGGGUGUUUGCGAGCCUGAUUGCUAUCAUGAAGUAAAAAAUUUAUUACUCUAGGUAUUCACUAGCUAAAUAAACAUAGUUCUUGUUUAGCAAGCAUAUAUUGUUCCUCAGCUCCUUUCUCCAGCUUUUGCAGUGUCCUCGCAUCCUUAAAAUAUUUGAAAAUAUGGCCUUGAUCCAUGGAUUAAAUCAGUAUCUAAGUGAAUGUGUUGAUGUUUUAUUGAUCAGAUCUAUAUAAAUGGGAAUACAGCAUAUAUCUGGGUAUUCUUAUAGUUAUCUUUUUAACAUCUUAUUUUUUUCAUUAAUUACAUAUCAACAUUAAUUUUGUAUCUUGAAACAAAUUGAUUUUGUAUAAUUAUGUGUCAAGCAUCUGUAUUAACUGAUUUGAUGGCACAUGGUUAUGAAAUAAUGUGCUGCCCCUUAUAUUACUGUUCCAAAAGGAGAAAGCUAUGUAGAAAGAUAUGUUAAGGAUGAAAAUAGCAAUACAGUAGAUUUGAGUACCUUGAUGUUUUGCAUUACUCCACUUAUGUUUACAUCAUGUUUAGAAAUGUUUUCAUUUACUAUGGUCUUUGGUCACUUCGAUUCAAAAAUUUAGUGACAUAUUUCUUUGAGGCUUUCAUUUAUAUGAUUUUUUUUUGUACAAUGUUUUCUUAAAAUGUACAAAUACUGUAUUCAAGUGAAAACCAAUACAGUAUUUGUAGCUAAAUUGUAGCUACUUCACAGUGCUUUGGUAGUCCCAGGAUAGUUAUCAGUGUUUACUGAAGGGAACAUCAAAAUGUUAAUAGUAUAUUACAAAAUAAAGACUUUCUUAAAGGAAAA
Messenger RNA from Balaenoptera ricei (Rice's whale), 3898 nucleotides. It is a transcript of the gene YTHDF3, whose product is annotated as YTH N6-methyladenosine RNA binding protein F3. Gene Ontology annotation, cellular component: cytoplasm. The record is from RefSeq and is a predicted model, not a curated record. The transcript has 7 exons. Gene Ontology annotation, biological process: mRNA destabilization. Gene Ontology annotation, molecular function: mRNA binding; N6-methyladenosine-containing RNA reader activity. Lineage: Eukaryota; Metazoa; Chordata; Mammalia; Artiodactyla; Balaenopteridae. Bases 450 to 2246 code for a protein of 598 amino acids.